ACAGACGUUUGUGUUAUUAGUCCCCGUUCAAGAGAAUCAACAUGACUGGCGCUUGAGCAGAAUAUCAGAUUAGUUUUCAUUUGGACGCAAUCCUCAUUCCUCGUUGCCCAUCGCGCACACAGCUGGGCGAUAGCACAAUUUUCAGACUGAUAUUAACUAUCUUUUAUUAGAUUCCCAAUCAGGCUUUUCUUUAUAAGACAGUUUACACAUACUGAAACAAAGUGGAUUUAACAGUGGCUACGUGGUUUACCCGCUCUCCAAGAUGCUUCUGGUCUCCCAGCGGCUAGACUCACCGCGCAUGGACCCAUUACUGCUAGGAUCCCUGAAGAGGAAAUUGACUGGGGCCGUCGAGAGUUCUGCAUCUCUAAACGGGGUCUCUGACACGUCUAUGACCCAGGGAGGUGGCAAACGUCUAUGUCUGGAAGAUGUCACCCUGGCCAUGGGCCCCAGCUACCCUCAGCCCCCAUUCCCUUCUGGGAUGGACAACCAGGGGGGUGUUCUGGAAGCUAAUCGACUGAACAGCAACAACAACAAUUUGGGGUCUCCAUAUUCCAUACCCCCAAAUGCUAGUCCUGGAUCAACGCCAGGGACCGGGGGAGGCUCAGGGGGCUUGACAAGUCACUUCAACCCAAAUGGGAAUUCGGCCACUCCUUCAGUGGAACAAGAACUGCAGGACAUUUUGGAUGAACUUACAAAGAACCCUGAUCCCUCUUUACCUGAGCUUGACAUUGAGAAGAUCUUAGGAAAAGAAAGUGAUGACCAGGCAAGUAGUGCUGGAGGUUUUGUGCACCUAGAGGGUAAUGGCACCCCCAAAAGGUCUCCACAGAGACAGUCACACCUAGAGACCCACCUCACUCAGUCCCCUGGUUUCUCUCAAGCUGGGUCCCCUCAAGUGGGUCCAAGUCCUGCUGGAGCACCAUAUACUCUACCACACCCUUCCAAAACAGUUCCGUCUCCACUCUCAGCAUCACCCCUGUCCUCCUCCUCUUCACAAGGGCAAAAUCAAGCACGAUCACCCAUGCUUUCUGCUGCCUUAUCAAGCCGGGCCGGAUCCAACUGGCAUGAGGUGUCCCGGGCCCAACAGCUUCAGCAGAUGGCAUCGAAUAGUAAGCAUCAUUCCAACAACAGUGCAGGUCCCCCACCUGCACAGUCGGGGUUGUCUGGAUUGGGCCAGCAGAGUACUUCUUGGGCUGGUCCCUCUCCACCUUACCGACCAGGGGAUAAACUGCCUAACUCAUCGCCUCAUCAGCAGCCCUUCAGCCCAGCAGGUAAUAUUCAGAGCCCCCAGAGUUCUCUAAUCUCUAGCAUGACUCCAGCCCCAUCCACCGGACCUUCACCACCCUACAGGCCAGAAAAGCUAGCCAGCCCAGCAAUUGCUCAGCCCCCUUUCAGCCCCCAGAACAGCAUUCUGUCUGGAAAUGCCCCACCAGGAGUUUCAGGCACUGCAAUCCAAGGUUCUCAGGCAAGUUAUCUUCCUGGUGUGGCCCCAGCAUCAAACAACACUCGACCAUCACCUCCUUACCGACCAGAUAAACAUCAGAGUCCAGCUGGGCAAUGCCAACAAGGAACACAACCUCACACACAAGGGCAUAUUUUCAACUCACAAAAUACUCAAGCACCUGCAAUGUCUAGUCAGCUGUUCAAGGCCAUCACAUCCAACCAGCCACCCAGUAGCCUCAAGCUCCUAAUGCAGGCACAGGGAAAACCCUCACAGCUGCAACUAAACAAGACCACCACAGCUGGUAUGGGUCCAGAACCAUACUCUUUCAACAACACCAAGCCGUUACGUCAUUUUGACCCCAAUCCCUCUGUGACCAAACUGGGUCCUCUGACUGUGGGAGCAUACCGCAAUGCUAGCAUGCAGCCCACAACGCCCACAUCAGCCACAGGACAUGGACAUCUUUUGCCACAGCGUGUGCAAAGGGGGAUGCCUGCUGGUGGUAUCGUGCCUCACUGCAGAGAUGAUCAAGGUGCAGGAAUGGUGCCACCUCUUCAGGACCCUUCGUCAGCAGUGCCACGGCAGCCCCAGGGCAGCAACUACAACAUGAUGCUUAAGAAUCAGCUAAUAACCAAACAGCUUCAACAACAAGAAAAGCAAAGGCAUAUGGAGCAAAUGAAUGGAGGGCAUAUCACAGACUGCCAACAGGCGGCACCAUUUCAAGGUCCAGGUCGAUCACUCCCUCCAGAGUGUGGUGGAUAUCCUCUGGGAGCUUCUCAACAGCCGAAUUCCUCCAUGCUGUCCCAUAGCGGCCCUUUACCCUCAAAUCGAAUGGGUCUUUCCUCCAGCUCAGUCUCCCAGAUGGGCCCGUCGGUUGGAGGAUACAUGUGCAGCAAAGGUUCCAAACAACCCCUCUGCCACCCGUCGCAAGACUUUGGAAUGGCGAUGCAGCCUGGCCAGAGCAUGAUGGGAAUGGGUGGCCCUCCACGUCAACCGCUACACCCGGCUCACGCUGUGACGCGACCAGGAAUGCCAUGUCCAAACCUACCAGGCGGUCCUGUGCCGACCCACCACCUGCGGCAGGUGCUGCACCAAGGUGGAGCUCUUCAGUCACAUAUGAUGUUCCCAUCUCAGCAGCAGCAGCCCACCUCACAGUCCCAGCUCUGGCAGCACCAACAAGGGGUGCAACCACAUAUGGACCCUGUGAACCACCAACAUCCCUUCCCCACCGGAGGAGCCCUACCUGGAUGCCGAGGUCCUCAGUUUCCACAGCGAUCCGGCAUGGCAGGUAUGCCAGCCAACUUCCCUGGUUCCCUUCCUCCUGCAAAUCAAGUAGCUCCUGGUUUGGUUAGCAGACAGGACCAGAAGAUGCCCACCACCCAGCCACUAUCCUCCAUGUCCCAACAGAACUUCAGAAUGCGAGGUCCUCUUUCCGCUCUAGCUGUUAUGAAACCAGGAGGACCGUCCAUGAUGCACCCUGCCCAUGGGAUGGCGCCUCCUAGUUACCAGACUGCUUCCGCAGGGAAACACUGUUCACCGCAGUGCUACAACCCCGGAGAUAAACUGCCUUCCUAUGACUACACACCACAGCAUCAGAGCAAUGGGGCGAUGGCAGCGAGGCUACAAGGACCUGGAGGGGGAGGUGGUCGCGGUGCGGAAGUGGACUUCAUAGACACUCUGGUGGGCAACAACGAAGACUGGCUGAACAAUCUCACCAUGAUUGAUGAAUACCUUGAGCAAAACUCAUAGGGACUGAUCAAGAGCGUCCUAGGUUUGAAAAUCACUACACACAGUGCCAGAAUGGGGCCGUGGGGUCAUCGCUCUGUAAAGGCGCGUUCACACCAAGAGCGCUAACUAUAACAAGAACUAUAUUAGUGUCCACACCAACGAACGAUAAUAUUCUGUUCCUUAUAAGCUUGCAGCUACAUUGUCUGCUGUUGUAAGACCCUGACUUUUCUGAACUUUUCUGGAAAGUUCGCUUUGGCAAGCUGUUUCGAACUCCAAACAAACUUUGUUUUGGCCUAAUUUUGUUCUAAAUAACGAAGUAUAUUAGGUCCUUUAAAAAUGUGAGCUCUUUAAACUUGUGUGGUAUCUGAUUGACUUAAAAAAAACUUUUUAGUUUAUCAUUAUAGUUAUCAUCUUUGGUGUGAACGAACCUUAAAGUCUUAAAGCGUUUUUUUUCUCAUGGCUAGCAUUAGUGAGAAUGUAUCAGUGGAAAUGAGGCACUGCUAAACCACCUGAAAUGGCUUUGGCCGUCAUUAAACUGGCUUAUAUUAUAAGAUGCCCUUUCCUUUUCUCUAUGGUUGCUCUUCCAGUGCUCUCUGCGCUGUUUUAGGAUAAUAUUGUAAUUAUUGUCAAAUGUUUUAUGGAGUGAAACACUGAUUGAUGAAAACAUGGGCUUUGCUCAGCAGUGUAAAGAAAGUUCUCAUUCAGUUAAAGGGGUAGUCCACCCAAAAAGGACAAUUCUGUCAUCGUUUACUUACCCCCAUGUCGUUCUAAACCUGUAUGACAGAAGACAUUUUGAAGAACAAUUUUUGUCUGUACAAUGAGAGUUAAUGGGGUUUAAAACAACACUGACUUUCAUUCUAUGCACAAAAACACUUUUUCUUACCUGCUUUACAUGGAGUGAGUAGAUGAUGACAGAAUUGUCAUUUUUGGGUGAACUGUCCCGUUAAUGCAAUGUGGUAACAGUAUUGUUGGCAGUACUCAUGCCAGACCAGGCUCAUAUGUGCAGCUUUUCAUUCUUACUAUUUGAAAAGCGUAUGAAAUCAUUUCUGUGAUGAACUAUUUGAGGGUAUUUCAAAAGGGGCUUGUCCUGUACAUAAAGGAUUUUGUAAAAUAUGGUUUCUUAAACUGUAACAUACAAAAGAGAAGUACACAUAUUUAUGCUUCUUUUCUG
This is a messenger RNA of Sinocyclocheilus grahami, 4337 nucleotides long. Its product is annotated as mastermind-like protein 2. The transcript is spliced from 5 exons. Gene Ontology annotation, biological process: regulation of transcription by RNA polymerase II. The record is from RefSeq and is a predicted model, not a curated record. Gene Ontology annotation, cellular component: nuclear body. Lineage: Eukaryota; Metazoa; Chordata; Actinopteri; Cypriniformes; Cyprinidae. Bases 263 to 3187 code for a protein of 974 amino acids.